Messenger RNA from Schistocerca cancellata (South American locust), 1882 nucleotides. RefSeq names its product src kinase-associated phosphoprotein 2-A-like. NCBI's taxonomy places the organism in Eukaryota, Metazoa, Arthropoda, Insecta, Orthoptera, Acrididae. The record is from RefSeq and is a predicted model, not a curated record. The transcript has 4 exons. Gene Ontology annotation, cellular component: plasma membrane; cytoplasm. The coding region runs from base 50 to 1297 and encodes 415 amino acids.
GGCUCGCGGCAGGCGCUGGCAGUGCGGCCCCGGCGCGCGGCCCGCAGACAUGGACGACUCCGCGCUGCUGCGCCUGCUCGCGGAUGUCAACCAUUUUUUGUCCGAGACGCUUGCAGAAGAAGAACUUUCAGCUGCAGCUGAGGAGGAAAAGGAAUCUCUGAUACGUGAGAUAACAACACAUCUUUCCCCACCAGCUCCACCAAUGACACCACCACCAUAUUUGGACAUGAACGGAGGCUCAAGGAGUGGCGGGAUGGCGGUGGAGGAGUACGUGGACUCCGAUGCGACGGGCGCGCUGGAGGAGACCGCGUGUUACGAGGAGUUCCCCAGCGAGGUGGACGGCGGCGGCGGCGGCGGCGACUGCGGGCGCGUGAGCGGGCCGCUGGUGCGCUGGGAGCGCCGCUUCCUGCUGGGCCACGCGCAGCGCUGCUGGGCGUCGCUGGCCGGAGGCCGCCUGCUGCUCUACCCGGGCCGCGGCGCCGCCAGCGCCAAGCCCAGCCUCGCGCUCUGCCUGCGCGGCUACCGCGCGCGCCCCGCCUGCUCCAGCCUCGUGCGCGCCUCCAGGAAGCGGGACACUCACUUCGAGAUCGUCUGUCCUGGCAAGAAGACUUACCAGUUCAUUGCUCCAAGUGCCAAGGAAAUGGAACAGUGGGUAACUGCGAUAUGCCUGGCUGGGGAGCAGGAGCAGUCUUCAGUUUCUCCACUCAGCGCUGACCAGGAGCUGUACGAUGAUGUAAAUGCAAAGCCCGCAAAUAACCACGAGCAAGAAGAAAUCUAUCACGUUAUUUCAGACAUCUCUGGUAGUGACAGUGUUACAGUCCCAUCGAGGAAACCAGUGCCUUUACCAACAUGUCGAUCCCCUGAACAAAAUUCAGUUUAUGACGAUGUCUCUUUCCGUUCGGAAGAAUCGACAUAUUACAAUCUUGUGGGCCAAGGCUUUAGAGACAGUGGUCCUUAUGAAGAAGAGAUUUAUGAUGAUAUUGGUAACUUUGAAAGAGUGGGAAGUGUGAGACCUUCUCCUACGAAAGAGACAAGUAAAGUGGAAAGUUCGAAAGCUUCUCCUACUAAGGAGACAAACAGUGGUAGCCAAAUUCAACAACUGAUACAGAAAAUGGAAAAAUCUUUCAGUAAUAGGAAACUUCCAUUAAUGAAACAGCAAAUUUUUCACCCGGUGAAGCUACCAUCAGAGGGUGAUACAGGCGGAGAGCUGUACGAACCUGUGGAACACAUAGACAACCAGACCACUAGUCAAUUUGCCCCGCAGUUACCUCCAAGAUCUCAUUCCGCCUAUACUUAGCGAGGCCUCAGGCAAACUACCUGUGUAUGAACACACAACAUUUCAAUAAUACUUACCCUUCAAAACGGUGCCAAAAAUUUAUCUUAUUCUCAUAUUUUUCACACGCUCCAAAAUGCUCAUUCAAACGGACUGGAUAUCUCCAUGAUUAUAUUUUCUAAGCCUCAUGCUUGUCUGAAAAUUUUAGAGUAAUUAUAAUGUCCCAUUCUUCCCUUACGAAGAAAACAGGAUAUAAAUAUUUAAUAUUGAGACAAUAAGCCUUUAUUUAUGUGAAGUAGUAUUAAUGUGAACCGUUUUAAAUCUUUUUUAUGUAAUUACUGUAAGUAUUUUUUUCAAACUGAAAAACUAUGUUUCUGUUUGUGAUUUCUACAAAUGUAUCUGUAGAAGAACUGGAAAAAUACUCUGUUUAUGGAAACGUCAUUACAUAGUACCCAAUAUGUUUAAACGGAGGAAUAAUUUGGAUUUUUCAGUUCAUUUUUAUUUUUGUAAGUAUUGUCCAUAGUUCGUUUGUAGUAAUUUAUUUUAUUUACAAAGUUUUUGUGUUGUCCUAGAUUAAGGAUAAAGAAAUGUACAAUACAGGUUACAUCA